AUGCCUCCACGGGACAACUCUCAACAGGUGAUCGAGGACAAACUCGUCCACCAAGCCGAACACAAUGAGAACGUGGCAUACGACGGAUGGCAAGUGCCAGGCGGCCGCCGAGGCUCCAUCCAGGAACAGGCUUUCGACCGACGACACUCCAACUCCGAGUCACCCUCGGAAGGCCGACGCGGCUCAGUGCAAUCGAUGAAGAAGAGCUUCGAAGCCUCCAACUACCAGAUGGUGCAGCCCAUCGUGGGACAUCUGGAGGUGACGGACGACUACAACCCCGAGAACUCCAUCGACGACAUUGCCGUCUCGUGGUACGUCUGGCUCGUCGCGGCCACUGCGUCCAUCGCCGGCUCGCUCUUCGGCUACGACACGGGUAUCAUCUCUGCCGUGUUGGUGUAUCUCGGCAACUCACUCGGCGGCCACCCGGUCAGCGCCUCUGACAAGGAAGCCAUCACAUCUCUCUGCUCGGGAGGCGCCUUCAUCGGUGCCAUCAUCGCCGGUCUGACAGCCGACAAGUACGGGCGCAAAGCCGCCAUCUACGCCGGCUGCGUCCUGUUUGUCGUCGGCGCGAUCCUGCAAGCUACUGCCUUCAGCAUCGCACAGAUGGUCAUUGGCCGUCUGGUGGUCGGCUUCGGUGUCGGUUCCGCCGCUAUGGUUGUCCCUCUUUACAUCGCCGAGAUUGCGCCUACCAAAGUCCGUGGACGCUUGAUCGGACUGAACAACAUGUCGAUCACCGGUGGCCAAGUCGUCUCUUACGGCAUUGGUGCCGCCUUUGCGCAUACCGACAACGGCUGGAGGUGGAUGGUUGGUCUUGGUGCUGUGCCGGCCAUCAUUCUCGCAUGCUUGCUGCCCUUCUGCCCCGAAUCUCCCCGUCAACUCAUCUACCGCGGCCAGCUCGACAAGGCGGAGAUUGUCCUCCUCAAGAUCUACAAGGGAGCCUCGCUCGAGCAGGUGCGCGCAAAGGUCGCUCUCAUCUCCGCAGCUUGUGAGGAGGCCAAGGAACUCAACGGGAACGAGUCUCGAUGGUCGAAGAUCAAGCGCCUUCACACCGAUCCCGCCAACUUCCGCGCGCUUGUCGUCGCUUGCGGUCUCAUGGUCAUCUCGCAGCUUUCCGGCUUCAACACUCUCAUGUACUACUCCUCCACCCUGUUUGCUCUGGUCGGGUUUUCCAACCCCGUCGCUGUCGGAUUGGUUGUGGCCGGAACCAACUUUGUCAUGACUUGGGUGAACAUGCUCUGCGUUGAUCCAAUUGGUCGCCGAAGAGUCCUCGUCGCCACCACUUGGGGCAUGGCCGCCGGCCUUCUCGCCGUAGCGAUCGCGUUCAGCUACAUUCCCAUCGACACCAAGACUCUCGCCAUCACAAGCAACGUCGUCACCACUCCCGCAAUCAUCGUCUUGAUCUUCAUUGUCUGGUUCGUCUUCUUCUACGGAGUGUCGGUGGGCAACACGGCGUGGAUGAGCACCGACUUCUUCCCCAUGGAGGUGCGAGCGAUGGGUACGAUGUGGCUUACUUGCUGCUGCUGGGGCUCCAACAUCAUCGUCUCCUCCACCUUCCUCAGCAUGAUGAAGACCCUAACGCCCAGCGGGGCUUUUGGCUUCUACUGCGCAAUCUGCUUCUUCGGUUGGGUCCUGAUCAUCCUGUUCUACCCCGAGGUGUCUGGUCUCAAUCUCGAGGAGAUCCGAAUGGUGUUUGAGAGCAGAAAUCCAGUCUCGUUCGCGAGGAAGCUGAGGAGGGAGAGGAAGGAUGUGAUCAAGGAGAGGCUGGCGAAUAUGGAGAAGCCGAUUCCCCGCUGGACAUUGAGUGGGUAG
Messenger RNA from Neohortaea acidophila, 1809 nucleotides. RefSeq names its product MFS transporter. Gene Ontology annotation, biological process: transmembrane transport. Gene Ontology annotation, molecular function: myo-inositol:proton symporter activity. Lineage: Eukaryota; Fungi; Ascomycota; Dothideomycetes; Mycosphaerellales; Teratosphaeriaceae. Bases 1 to 1809 code for a protein of 602 amino acids. Gene Ontology annotation, cellular component: membrane. The transcript has 2 exons. The record is from RefSeq and is a predicted model, not a curated record.